This is a messenger RNA of Sycon ciliatum, 18066 nucleotides long. Its product is annotated as protocadherin Fat 3-like. The record is from RefSeq and is a predicted model, not a curated record. Gene Ontology annotation, molecular function: cadherin binding; calcium ion binding. NCBI's taxonomy places the organism in Eukaryota, Metazoa, Porifera, Calcarea, Leucosolenida, Sycettidae. Gene Ontology annotation, cellular component: catenin complex; plasma membrane. Gene Ontology annotation, biological process: homophilic cell-cell adhesion. Bases 634 to 17616 code for a protein of 5660 amino acids. The transcript is spliced from 5 exons.
CAGACGUACAUGUAUUGAUGUACCGGUAGCAGUGAUCGCCGUAUGAACGAAGGGAAAUAUGCAAACGACUUUCGUAGAGUCUACGCAUCGGAAACAGAUCCCGGAUACGCUCGCAAUGCGUGACAACUGCAUGUGACCUUGUGGACUACAAAACUCUCGAUGUCUCUCGCUCUCAGCUGAUGACUCAGCCGAGUCGACGAUCCUUCGAGUUCGUCCACAUAGUCAUUUCGACCCGAAUACGAAUGUGAUGCUCCAACUGACUGUGUAGCCGGUAAAUAAUUCUAACGAAGAUCGUUUUUGUAACAGCAGCUGCGGGCUGCAGUUUGCACGGAAGGCGCUCGAAUCAGCCGAAAGCCUGUUUCUGAGAUUGUAAGACCUGGCGAUGAAGGACGAGCAUCGUCAGGAUGUAGGGAUACGUUGAGUAUUACUAGACUAGUUCACUAGGACCUGAGCUCGGCGGAAGGUGGGAAGAGGAGGAGGUAGCCGCCUUGCGGCCACAGCAGCUGACCACCACCUCAGUACGCUGUCUGUGAACAGUGCGGACACCUUGCUGCGUGCGCCGCAGGACCUGAACCCAUCAGCGACGGGGCACGCGUGGCUUAUCGCUUCCACCGCUGUCGCGUCCGUCGCGCCAUGCAGCAGCACUGUGGACUGCGUGGUCGGUGUACCACCAUGGAUGGUUGCGGAGGAUGUAUUUCGACCAUGCGGCGGCGAAACCGGAGUAGCGGCAGCAACCGUCAAGUUUCUGGAGAUGUAGAAGAAUUAGAUGGUCGAGUAUCACGAUGUUCAAGAUGUGAACGGAAGUUUGACUUAGCUCUGUGUACAGUAACUGUUGUACCGUACAGUGUACUACUGGUAACGUUACUAUGCAUCAUGGUGCUUGGUCAAGUUAGUCCUGGAGUCGCAGCACAGCAAUCGCAUGCUCACGCACACAACCCAGCAGUGCCAUAUCAAGAACUGGCCAUCGAUAUCAGAAGUCAGGACGUACAGGUUGGAAAGGUUAUAGCAACAUUGGUGAAUCUCACCGAUGCGGACUCCCUGGGUGUCUUGUCUCUAUGCUCCUCACACUCUUUACACUUCUCCACACUGGAUGAUAGACUGACAGCCGGCACGGGCACACAGCUGUUUGCGGUGCAAACUGGACUCCUGGGAACUGUCACAGUGCAAAGCCGUGUUGCGCUGGAUGCGGCAGCCAGUAGACAUUCCCCGAGCCCGCAUGUCAUCUCAUUACCUGUACUGAUUGACCUGUACAACGUAAGUGUUGCGAGUGAUUUGCCUUGGUACUGCCUACAACGCAGUCUGAUUGUUCUGAGAGUGCGCGUUCAUCUACCCGUCAUUCCAGCACUGUUUUCCCGUUCAGAGUACGCAGGCAGUGUGUACGAGAACGCACCACUCGGAACCACUGUCAGUGGCCUGUUGGACGUGCGGGCACUUAGCAGUCACCCGCUGUCGUACACGUUGCUGCCAUCACAUGCAUACUCCGAUGACCUGGUUGAUAUAUCGAUAACACACAGCAGCGGCGGCUACGUGCAGUUGGUAACUAAGCGGAGUCACCAUGGACUGCACGCAUACAACCUCACGCUGUGCGCACACGUCAUCGCUGACGACAACAGCACGCUGAUCAACUCAACGACGCAGAUUGUUGUCACGGUGAUCGGCGUCAACGACAACCGGCCUCGGUUUUCAUCUCUCACGUACUCGUUGACGGUCUCGGAGGAUACAGCGCCGGGAAGCAGUCUGAUGCGUGUGGAGGCCUUCGACGCUGACAGUGGGUAUGACGGCGAUCUCUACUAUCAUGUACUGGAGAGCGUGGCUGACUCGUACGGCAUGCCAUUCGCAUUGCAUGCCACCACAGGCGUGCUGUACACUGCCAACACAUUGGACUUUGAGACACAGUCAAACUGGAGCUUCAACGUCACGGUGCAGGAUCGUGGCCAGCCACCGCACCAUGCUGUGGCUGCUGUUCACAUUACAGUCACCAAUGUCAACGAAUUCUGGCCAGAGGUCACCGCCGAGCCUGCCGCGGUGAAUGUAAGUGAAGAGCAAGAACCGGGCGUGCUGCUUACCACGCUGACUAUUAGGGAUCGAGAUUACAGAUCACCCGGAGUGCUCAACAUCACGGGUGUGCUGUUUCAGGGAGAAGCUACGGAUCUCGUUACGAUCACACGAGUCACGGGCAAUGAAGCUGAAGAUGGCGGGUACAUCACUGACAGGUUUCAGCUGCGCACUGGAAGCAAGAGACUCGACAGGGAGCAGUACCCGGACGGGUUGAUAGUCGACGCUGUGGUGGUGGACGGCGCACCGCCACAACACCAACUGCUGUUCCCCGUUCUCGUACACUUGCAGGACGUCAACGAUCACUAUCCUGAGCUGGAUGCGCUCACCGUCACCGUAUCUGAACUAGUACCGGCCGCUACACAGAUCCACAUCUUCUCAGCCACCGAUCUAGACGAAGGCAAUAACGGUGAUCUUGUGUUCCGGCUGGACGACGAUCAAACUGCGUUUCAGCUGGGCCUGGCAGACAGAUCCCGCGUAGCACUGCUGACAAACACAAGUCUGGAUAGAGAAGUGCAGAGUGAGUACACACUCAACCUCAUAGUGGCUGACAAUGGAACAACACCACAGCAGAGGAACUACUCCAUUUCUGUGCUCGUCGAAGAUGACAACGACAAUGCGCCCACCUUCACCCAGGACGUGUUUACUGCAUCGAUCUCGGAGAGCCUUCAAACUGGCUCCAGUAUACUCAUGGUAACCGCAUAUGAUAAGGAUGUUGGCUCCAAUUCAAGGUUGAGAUUUUCUGUUCUCUCGCAGCAUGAGAAGGAAUUCUUCAGUAUCGAUCCUGUAUCUGGUGAAGUACGACUGAGAAACCCAGUUGACUAUGAACUAGAUCCUAGAGAGUUACACGCCAUCGUCCAGGCAACUGAUCUUGGCACGCCGUAUCGACAGUCUGGCUCCACACUGGUUAACAUCAGCGUGACAAACGUGGAUGAUACCGCACCGCUGACAAGCAUGGCACAGUACACGUGCACCGUCGAAGAGAACUCCGCCGGCCCGCAGCCGUGUGUGCGUGUGUACGCUACAGACCCGGACACUCCGCAGGGAGAGCUGACAUACACACUGAAUGCUUCCAAUCCCAGCGGCCUGUUUGCCAUCGAUGGCAGUGGCACGCUGACAGUGCUGGCAGCUCUGGACAGGGAAGUGCAGGACACGUACACAGUACCAGUCACGGUGGCUGAUGGCAGGCAGCACACGAUCGCCAACGUAACGGUCACGGUGACGGAUGUCAACGAUCAGUUUCCACACUUGAUUCCGUUUGAUGUGAGCAUUCCGGACACGACGCCGUUUGACACAGUUGUGGCAAGAGUAUCCGUGACAGACUCUGAUCUUGCCGAGAAUUCCCUGAUUACUGCGUUCAUCCAGCACCGGUUUGAUGCAAAUCCAAGCAACUUCCCAUUUCACCUAGAUGCAGAAAGCCAUGAAGUCCGCAUGGCUACCCACGAGCAGCUGAUACCCAAGACAUAUUUGUUUUCGGUGACAGUGUGCGAUAAUGCAGUGAUUCGCUCUAAGUGUGCCUCUCCUCUCCCGCACACUAUUAGAGUCUUGCCGUCAAGCCCACAGCAGCCGCAACCUGAACCACCGGCCGCCGUGCCAGCAAUAGUCUUCUCCCAGCCGUUCUAUUUCCAGGUUGCGGAUGUCAACUUGGCUGCCGGUGCAGUGAUUGUCACUGUGAUUGCAGUGAACACACCAGAUGCAAGCAGCACACUGCGGUACUCCAGUACAAUGCAUACCUGCUUGCAGGUGAAUUCCAGCUCUGGGGAAGUCAUCGUCAGCGGUGCCUCGGCUGGCAGCAAUUCAUCGCACAGGAAUUCUACUGCUGCGUCUCAAGGAGAGCGUGCGCCACUCUUGACAUGCGGUGGUGAUAACCAAAUCACUGUCACAGCUACGGAUAUAGCCAACAAUCGUUCUGCAACAGUCAACGUGACUAUUCGUGUCACACAUAAUGCUUUACCACAGCUGUGCUCAAGUCUCUCAAGUCGUCCAUACUAUACUAUCAGCGGGCGGCAGUCAUCCCAGGGCAUAUUCACAGGUGUGCCAAGGGAUGCUGUCUUUAACCUCAGCAGUUACGAUGGCUCAGCAUCGCAUCAGUUUGCCAUUGAUGGCAAUGGCACGAUUCGAAGUGUACCGGCAUUGGCAUCAUCCAUAGAGGGAUGGUACUUUCUGGUCCUAUCCAUUUCACAGCCAAGCAGUGGACUUGACAGCAACAGCUCAGUCCACCAGAACGCCAACACGACACUGUGCAGUGUUACGAUUCAAAUCCAGACGGACGCCUGCCAGCCUAGGAUCCUGCCACACCACUCCACCGAAGUCUGGCAUGUAGCAACCAACGGAACGCGUAUCAUUCGCAUUGGGGAUUUCCACAACACAUCUUUGAGCAACAGCUGCCUGCAAUUUUCCAUGUCUGGUAUCACUGCAAACUCCACACAAUUCUUCAGCGUGGAUGAACUGACCGGUAUUGUGUCCGUUGCAUCAACACUGCCUGGGGAAUUACAACUGCACCACAUAAGUAUUGAUGUUCGGCACAGAGCCACCAAAGAACUCAUUUCCAUGACAACCGUCUCAAUCCUGAUAAAACCCGCCUUCAGCCUGACUCCCCAGUUCAUCGCAGAUACACAGUCGCAGGUGGUUGUAAGCACAGGAACACCUGUCGGUCAAAGUGUAGCUCGUUUUAUUGCUACCAACUUUGAUCCAUUCACAAACUCAACUGAUGUGUUGUACAGCAUUGAGUCAGGCGUUGGUGCCGGAAACUUCUCAAUGAACCCAGAAAUGGGCAAGCUUCAAAUUGGUAGCCCUAUUCCAGCAGAGUUUGAUGGCGAAGUCAUACAAUUGACGAUUGUAGCCACUAGUGUAGCAUCGAUACCGAAGAGUAGUCAGAUAACUAUCACCGUUAUUCUCAAACUGGGAAAUCACUUUGCACCGCGGUUUACUCUCAGCGCGUACUAUGUAACGGUCAGCGAGCUGCAAACAAACGGAAGUAUCUUUCAACUGACGGCAGUCGACGACGACAGCAGCAACAGCCAUCUUCAAAGUGGCAACAAUGGAUUUGACACGGUUAAUUACAACUGUACACCAGCGUCAGGUGGUCAGGAAGAACUGAUCACGUUCUCGCCUACUGAUGGUUUGUUCUCAGUGGCAGGUAGCCUACAAGGUCAUGUGGCUCAGUAUAUCCAGGUUUGCACGGCCUUCGACUUGCCAGGAGAUGGUACGGCAUCGCUCGAGUCUGAAGCUGUUCAAAUCAUUAUCCAGGUAUCCGACGAGAAUGACAAUGCACCGGUAUUGGAGUUGACGCUCACAGGAAUCCAGGUGCAGGCUGAUGCAGGCGUUGGCACUGCAUUCGAUGUAGUGGAAGCCAGCGAUGCAGAUGCGGGUCCGAAUGCCAGAAUCCUGUAUCGCCUGGCCGAGGCAAGCACAGAGUUUGCUAUCGACGCGUUCUCCGGAGCAGUAGCCAUAGCAAGCAGUCUAAGAGAUCACCAUCAGCGCAGUGGUAAUGGCAGCAAUACACGUUUGCUGCACAUUGAAGCAAUGGAUCUAGGAUCACCCAGGCACUAUAGCCAGCAACAGAUUAUCGCGGUGACCAUUGUAAGCGGCAACUUCUAUCCCACCCUGCUACAACCUGCCAUACAAGAGUUCACUGUGAGUCCAGCGCUAUCUCCAGGAUCUCUUCUAGGAUCGCUGAAUGUGAAUGACGCUGAUCGCUUACCAGAGCAGAGAGAGGCAGUUUUCUACCUGCAAGAUUUUCCAUCGCAGCAGCGGCAACAGCCGUUCCAGUUGGACAUCAACACGGGGUCACUGAGCCUAUCAGCUGAGCUCCUGCCAGAACCUAGAGUCCAUUACCUUAGUAUCGCUGUACGGAACGGUGGUUUGCAGUCCUCUGGCCGAGCAGUUGUGCGUGUGCGGCCAGCCGAGCCACGCUAUCCACAAUGUGGACCCACGAAUCGGACUGUUGAGCUGGACGAGGACUUUCCGGGAGGCUCUGCCAUUCUUAACGUGCGCUGUGAACCGCCAACAGCUGACACCAGCUUUCACAUGACACUGCACGGAGAGAGUCAAGGGUUUUCAGUGCUGCAGAAUACACUGACUCUGGUUAGUGUCGGCCACCUGUUCCAUGCUCAACAGCGCCAACACACCAUCCUUCUGAGCAUCUCAGAAUCUGCACAGCUCGGGCCACAAGUGCUGAGUACAGACAUCACGGUGACUAUUCAUGUGCGACCAGUGUCAAGUAAUCGCCAUGCGCCAAGGUUCCUGCCCUCGGAUUUCCUCGCCUUCAACCUCUCCGAGAACACAGCAAUCUCUACAAUCGUUGGAAAUGUACCGGCAGAUGAUCCGGACAGCUCAUCGUUGGUCUAUUUCAUGGAUCAUGGCACAGCAAUAGGACAUGUCAGUGUGAAUUCCACCACUGGGCAACUCCGGGUAGCAGCCUCAUUGAAUCACGAGACUACCAAUGGACUAUUGGCAUUCAUCUCGGCAACUGAUAACGGCGCUGUUCCACAGCGUUCCUCUGCUCGUGUUCAGUUUCGCAUAGCGGAUGAGAACGACAACGCAGCAGUAUUCUCAAGGGGACUGUACCACCUGAGUGUGCCGGAGUCUGACCUAACACCCGGUGCACAUUGCACUCUCAUCGCAGUCGUUGCUGUAGUGGAUGCGGACACUGGCCGUCAACUUGUUGUGGGCCUGCAGGCAGACGGCAGUGCGGCGGCACACACCAACACUGGUCUGGACCUGCUGCAGAUCAAAGACACUGACCUGUACAUGCUGGUCACGAACAACGAGAGUUUUGUUGACACGCGCCAUGGCAAUGUCCAGACAAUCCGAAUCCAGGCCUAUGACCAGGCAGAACCACAGUUUACAUCCUCUUGCUUUGUCAGAAUCACGGUGAGAGAGACUGCCAACCAGCACGCUCCGACCUGCACCGGUGAGACGACAACAAUUUCCAUCUACUCCAACUUCAUCGCAGAGACCGUCGUGAGCAGGGUGAUCGCCAGCGAUGCAGACCAGGGCGCGAAUGGUGAAUUCCGCUUCCUCAAUGUCACCGGCAGUGGUCUGUUUCACAUGGACCCACUCUCUGGACAUGUGCGCCUGACAAGUGACUUGCGUUCAGAGCAGGCUGGGACUAUCCUGGAUACAAUCUACAUUGAAGAUAUGGGCAUGCCGUCACUAAUCGGAGCCUGUACUCUGAAUGUGUCCGUCAUCCUUGCCACAUCAAUCACAAGCAGCAGGCCCCGACUGAGCAGGACCAGCUAUUUCUUCGAUGCCAGCGACAAUGCAACAAUCGGUACUGUGAUUGGAAUCCUUGAUCCGGUACCAAGUGAGCUAGCAUUGCCACCGUACCACUGUACACUGAGUGGCGAAGGCAGUGGUGCAUUCGUCCUCCUGCCGAAUUCUGCGACACUACUUGCUGCUGCCAGUCUGGUCCUCAAUCAAAUGUUCGUGCUGACAGUGCAAUGUGCACGCGGUGGCCCUUCAAGCACUGCCGACGUGACUGUACAUGUCAAUAACCAUGUGGCAGUGGCAACCUUCCAGCAACCUCAGUUCAACCAGUCUCUGUACAGAUUUCCCAUACCACUGGGUACGGGUGCGGGGGAUUUGAUUGAUUGUGUGGCCGCAUACCUGCCCAACCCAUCAAGCACUGCUCUCAGCUACUACUUUCUGGAUGCACCGACUAAGUCUUGCCUGAAACGUUUUUGCGUGGAUGCUCGGUCAGGCUGCCUCAAUUAUACGUCUACCCUGCGUAUCGAGCCAGGGCUAGCAGAGACACUGACUGUGUGCGCAAGCAUCAGUGCCAUACCUAGUGAUCUCUUCGACUGCACCCAAAUCCUUGUUUCCUCUCCGACGAGCAAUCAGCACCAGCCACACUUUCUGCUGCCGUCAUACACCGCCUGGGUUCAGAGAAACUCUACUGUCGGCAAGACAGUGGCCUAUGUACAGGCUGUAGACUUGGAUACAGGUAGCAACGGCAAGCUAGUCUACUCAAUCCUAGCAACUGAGAAUAGUGAUAGUGAUACUGGCAUGCUGUUUGCUAUCAACCAGGACACAGGCGCAGUAAGCCUACAGCAUACCCUGAGCAGCACCAACCAAUCUAACAUCAAUCUCACCGUAUUUGUACAGGACGGCGGAGAGCCAAGUUUGAACGCAACGACACAGCUCCGCAUAGUCCUGGUAUCAGCAUUUGAGCAGCCUCCCAGAUUUGCUCAGACCUCCUACAACUGGAGUAUCCCAGAGAACCGGGUGGCGGGAACGGUCGUUGGUCAAGUAGAUGCUACUUCCAGCUCAGCAUUGCGGUAUGCACUGGCUGAGCCGUCGGCUGAAUUCGUGCUGGAAGUGCAUUCUGGUCGCCUGGUAACUCGCACAGUUCUGGAUGCAGAGGUGGACGAGCUGGGUCAUAGCUUACUGGCCACGGCCACUGACCAACAGGGACGAAUCACGCACACACAAAUCAAUGUAAGACUAUUUGAUCUGAAUGAUAAUGCUCCUCAGCUGACUGCUCCCUCAUCGCCAGUUAACAUCAGUAUUGACACACCUGUCAACACAACCGUGGCACGAUUAUCUGCCACUGAUCAGGACUCAGGUCCGUUUGGAAAGGUGGAAUUCAGACUACUCAACGUAGACAGCGGUCUUCAUUUGUAUCUCUCUGUUGAAGCACUCAGCGGACAUAUUGUCUUGCAGCGGGCACUGGUUGGUAUUGCUGUUCGCCGGGCUGUCAUGAUAGUUGCUGUAGCAGAUGGUGGAAAUCCCGCACUGAAGAGCCAAGCCAUGAUAGCGAUCAACAUUCAGGAUGUGAAUCACCAUCGUCCUGUGUUUCCUCGCGCCGAAGUGAACGUCUCACUUCCAGCACUGGUCCCAGCUGGAUUCACUGUCGCUACUGCCAAUGCUCGGGAUGCUGAUGAGAGAAGUCAACUUCUAUACAACAUAGUAGCAGGCAAUGCUGCCGGGGACUUCAGCAUCGACCAAAGCAGCGGCGAUAUUGCUCUGAUAGUCAACUACAACCUCAGCAGUAUGUACAGCCUUGUAGUACAGGCAUGUGAUGGUCUUCACCGGAGUGACAGCAAUCUAACUGUACACAUUCGCUUCUCAACGCAGCCAACUGUUGAUUUGAUGUUCUCCGAGCCCGUCUUCAAUGCAUCCGUAUCAGAAGCGGCCACGGCAGGCACACCAGUGACCACGCUAACAGUGAGUGAUCUACUCCCAAGCACUCCAUACCUACAAAGGCGAUACCUGUUCACUCUGCUACCACCGCAAGGCUCGUUCUCGGUGGACGCCGCCUCGGGCAUUGUUCGUGUUGCGAGAUCACUGGACAGGGAAUCCAUGCCACUGCACACCAUCUACGUGCAGGUACAAGAUGCAAGUGAGCUGCUCAGAGUCAACACUGCGGCCGUAAGUGUGCACUUGCUGGACAGCAAUGACAACCAGCCAGUGUUUGCUGCUGGGUCGUACAAGUACACGGCAGCGGACACAACAUCCCUGGGAGGUCUGGUGCUCCAGCUUAGUGCCACUGACAGGGACAUUGGUAGCAAUGGAGUCAUCACCUUCCACUUGCUGUCUGGAGAUCCCAACGAACAUUUCAUCCUGGAAGAUCGUACAGGAAUACUCCGUGUCCAGCGUGCGCUCCAGUCCUUGAUUGUGAAUGAGUUCAAUUUGCUGGUGGAAGCUAGAGACCUGGGUACACCAUCACUUGCCACACAGCAGCGACUGGUUCUGACCGUCCAGGAUGAAAACAAGCCCUCGUUCAGACAGGACUCCUACAACAUCUCGGUGCAGGAAGAUCAAGAUAGCGAUAGUUUCCUGCUUCAAGUCGGUGCUGCAUCGCCUCUGGACAACUCAUCUAUCAGGUACACACUACAGAGCGGUGAUCCGAAUCAGUUCCGGCUCGACGAGAUCAGUGCAAAGCUAUUUCUCACCGGGGCAUUAGAUUUCGAGCAGGAGCGAAGCUAUUCUCUGAUCCUGAGAGCUAGCGUUCCAUUCCGCGGUAACCCUCACAUAUUCGAUGACGCCCUGGUUUCCAUUGCCGUCGAGGAUGUGAACGACAACAGACCCUCGUUUCUCUCUCAGCUGUACACGAUCACGCUGGACGAACACAAUGUACCCGGCUUCCAGAUAUUCCAGCUGAACGCCUCGGACCGGGACUCGGGCCUGGCAGGAAUGACACGCAUCACAAUGGACGGUGCUCCAGACAUCAUUGACUUCACUCCCGGCAAUGGCAGCAUUGUUCUACAGCAGGAACUCGACUACGAGAAUGAAACAUCCUACAUCUGGACGGCCGUCGUCACGGAUCUUGGACAGCCGCCGCAAGAAAGCCGUGUGCCGGUGCGUCUGUUUGUCAGAAACAUCAACGACAAUCCACCUCGGUUUCUCACGCCGCAGCGGAACAUCAGCGUUCUGGAGAGCAUCGAUGUAACUGAGAUCGUGACCACGGUAACGGCAAUAGACGACGAUGGCCGACUGACACCCCUCGUGUUCUGGCUAGUUGAUGAUAGCAGCCCUGGCGGUGAUCAGUUUUCUGUCGGCGAGGAAACGGGCAUUGUCAGUGUUAAUCGUAGCAACGUCGCACAGCAACCCGUCUAUAAUCUAAGCAUCGGUGUGACGGACGGCUUGUUUGAGGAUUACGCAGCAAUAACAGUCCAUGUCAUAGAGGAGAAUGACUUCACGCCGCAGUUCAGUGCGGACCUAUACACUAGCACGUUGCUGGAGCCGGUCAAUGCCGGCACGGUUAUAGCGCGGGUGAAUGCAACAGACGGUGACCGUGGGCCUCUUGGGCAGUUUGUCUAUCAGAUCCUGCCCGGCCAUCUCAGCGAUCACUUCUCGCUGAACACCAGCAGCGGAGAGCUGACGCUGACACGCACGUUGAAAUUUGACACAACGCGUCCAACGACUGGCAACACAUACACGGUUACGGUGACGGCAGAAGAUGGCGGUGGCCUGCGUGGAUUCACCAGCGUGUCACUGUUGAUAGAGGAUAGAAAUGACUGCACUCCAGAGUUCGCCACCAAUACAGAUUACGUGUUUCAACUGGCGGAAGGCGUGCCGAUCGGGACACUACUGAUAAGCUCGCUGCCCACGAGAGAUUGUGAUUUUGGUAGCAAUGCCCGUGUUUACUACAACAUCUCCACGCCGCUGCCACCGCCGUCGCCGCCAGGAUUGGAGUUCAGGGUUGACGCAGACACCGGCCAGCUGACCGUGUCACGGCUGAUCAGCGGCAUUGGCAAGCGGCAAUUUCAAAUCCAAGCCACUGACCUGGGCAGUCCACCUCGGUUCAGCAGGAUCGGAGUGUGUGUGGACGUGGUGCUAGCUGCCGAUGCCCCACCGGUGCUUAACGAGACUCUGUUUGAACUGAAACUGUCGGAGGACUCCGAUCGUGCCGGCGAGGUAGUCUUCAAUGUUACAGCGACCACGCACAACCCGGAAAACCUGCCGCUGGUGUAUCUAUGGGAUAUCGACACGCAAGAGGAGCUGCUUCGGAUAUUAACUGUGUUUUCUUUGGACGCCACAACUGGUGUGGUAACUCUGCUCAGCGUUCCACAAUUUGCGUUCGUUCAGGAGAUCAGAGGUAGAGUGAAAGUGCAGGACAGCCGGGGUGGCGAGGCACUAGCCAGCGUUCUGCUCACCAUCCUGCAGACGGAGCGCAACCUGAGACCGCCGACGUUCAACAGUCAAGUCUUCCAAGGCGAAGUGCUCGAGAACGAGCCGGUGGGCAGUUCAGUGCACCUGCGCGUUCCCAUCGGCGCGUUUGACACUGACAUCGGCGACGGCGGCAACAUCGUUUACUUCUUGCCGUCUUCACCGGGUGACAUAGAGUUUCAGUUCAACACGACCACACUUGCCGUGACGAGCCUGGCCGUGUUUGACCGGGAGCAACAAGACACCUAUGAUUUCACCAUCGCAGCACGUGACAAUGGUGAACCGCAGCGCUUUGCCGCACCACCGGCAACGGUGUUCAUUCAGGUUCUUGAUCGCAACGACAAUCCGCCGAUUUUCUCGCACCGCCUCUACGCCGGACGGAUUGCGGAGAAUAGCGUGCCUGGAACGCUGGUGAACAUGAGUCGGGAAACGGGGCGUCUAGUGGUCACUGAUGAGGACAGCAACACACGCCUGCACUUCAAUAUCACAGGUGGAAAUCACAACCUGCUCACGCGGGCACCAGUUUUCCGUUUGGAUUCGGCUGGCAAUGUUCUACUACUGGGAGAUGUAGAUUUCGAGACAAAAUCAGCGUAUGUGCUUAAUGUUACUGUUUCUGAUGGAGUGUUCAUGGACCUGUGCCAUAUUCAGAUCACAAUCCUUGAUGAGAAUGACAAUCUUCCCCAGUUCUCACAGCAGCUUUUUCAGGCGUCCGUCCAAGAAGCUCAGCUGCCAGGCUUUGCAGUAAUCCAGGUCAAUGCAACGGAUGCGGAUUCGCACAUAUUUGGCCCGCUCACCUUCUCCCUGCAGUUUGCAAGCAAUGAGUUCACUGUGGACGAGGCCACGGGCGCUGUCAGAACGAAAGCCGUGCUGAACCGUGAAGAGCAGGACACGUAUGCCGUCAUUCUACGUGUGGAGGACGCUGGUGGCCUCAGCACAAGCGUCCCUCUCAGCGUAACAAUCACCGAUGUCAACGAUAACACGCCGUUCUUCCUCGGUGCUCCCUACAGGCAGAGUAUUACUGAGAACAACGGUUUCCCGGGCACGUUGCUGCAGGUAAUAGCGGAUGACAUGGACAUCGGUGUUAACGCCAGACUCUCCUACGCGUUGCUCGAUGAUGGCAAUGGCUCGUUCGCCUUGCUGGACCCCUCUGUGGGGACGGUGGUGAUCAUUGCCUCGCUGGAUCGCGAGCACAUAGCAGAGCAUGAUCUGGUCAUGGAGGUGGCCGAUGGUGGAACACCGCAGUUAACAGCACGCACAACUAUCAGAGUCAGUGUACUGGACGUCAACGACAACUCACCGGUCUUCCAGCCCAUGUCCAUCUUGGCCAGCGUGAAUGAAACAGCACCGAGCUCGACCAGAAUCGCCACAAUCACGGCCACAGACACAGACACGGGAGCAUUCGGAACAGUGCGCUAUGAUCUGCUGACAGGAAACGGCCUGUUCCACAUCGACUCCAACUCCGGCACAGUGCAGCUGACCAGAGAAGGAGUUCUUGACUUUGAGGGCCAGCGGGAGUACAGCAUACGAGUACAGGCAAGCGAUGGUGACCUACCACCGCAACAUUCAUCUGCAGAGCUCAUCAUUACUGUUCUGGACAACAACGACAACAGGCCAAGAUUCGCACUCAACUCUUACUCGGCGAGAGCUGUGGAAAACGAACACCCUGGCCGCGUCAUCACCCGAAUCACAGCAAUGGAUGAGGACUCUGGAAUCAACUCACAGCUCACUUACAGCCUCACAGAUGCAUUGCUGCCGUUUGCCAUAAAUGCGACGACCGGAGAAGUGCGCACGGCCGCACUGCUAGAUCGAGAACUGGUGGACACGUACUCAGUGGAGAUUAUUGCCACCGAUGCUGGCGAAAUUCCACACUCUCUGUCAGGCUCAACGUAUCUGCAGGUGAUCGUGGACGAUGAGAAUGAUAACAAGCCAGAGAUUGUAGCACCUGACAACUUCACUUUACAUGCAACGCCGGAAAACGAUGUCAGUGGAUCACCGAUAGUGAUGUUGUCGUCACAAGAUUUGGAUGCCGAGGGUGCCAAUUCACUUGUCAUGUACUUUGUCAACGACACGGACAACUUCAAAAUGGUCGGGUCGGCUCUUGUGGCCAAUCGGCCGUUUGACUUUGAAGGUCGUCAUUUGUACGGCGUCCACAUCUAUGGCCAAGACACUGGGCAGCCAUCAUUCGAGACUAUCAAUAGUGUGGAGUUUACAGUGUUUGUAACCAACGUGGAUGAUCUACCUCCAACAGGACUGCACACCAGUGCUAUAGUCACACAACUCGGUGACACAACGAAUAACAACUCCAUUGCCUGCAUUGCUGUCGACGACCGGGAUUCGCAAGUCUCCACGUAUUCAUAUUGUAUACACGGCAUCGAGCCCGCUGGCGAGUUCUUCGCCAUUCGCAAUGAGUCACAGUGCCACCUGUCUCUGGCCCCUGGCCCCGCCCUACCACCGGCGCUGUACGACGUGUCCGUACGGGUAGCAGACGCCGCAGGCCAUACACUGUCCAACGCCAGCGUGUGCGUGAGACGUGUGACGUCCGGACAGCUUGACGCCGCGUCCGUACUGUUGGUGACGGCCAACUCUGCAGAGGAGUUUGCUCGAGCGAUGUCGCUGAAGUCCGAUUGCACUGGCACAUCCACAUUAGCAACUAUCAUAUCUGAUUUGCUGGUAGCAGAAAGGUAUGUGGACUCCGCUGCCACCGCCGCUGUAACUAUGUUUUCCAUACAAGAUGCUGGACAGGGACAGCUCGCUGUUUCAGUCUCUAGCAGCUUGCAGAGAACGCUGUUCCGUGAUGCUUUGCAGCGGUCGUUGGAGGUGCUAUCGCGCCGGCUGGACUUGCAAGUGUCCGCUGUCCGCUCAGAGCGCUGCUCGCAGUCUGCCUGCAAUGGCGCGGGAAUGUUCACAUGUCGCGAAAAGGACACCUACGGUCAACGGGCGGCCAUAACACUGGACGUGGGAGAGUUCACGUAUCAGUCUCACUAUCACUCUACAGGUACGGUCUGUGUAUGUCAUCCACAGCACAUCAUCCAGGCAAACAGCAACGCUGCCGGCAGUAGCAGUGGCGUGUGUAGUGAGAGCAUUGUGGACGCGUGCCUAUCUAAUCCAUGCCUGGGUGACAGCACAUGCAUACACACAGCUAGCGGUGCUGACGGGAGUGGGGUCGGCUACAGGUGUGUGUGCAAUGAAAGUCUGACUGGAAGCAAUUGCCAAGUGCUUCUGAGACCGCCAGUGGAGGUGGACCAACAGUGCAACUUGUUCGGUGCAACGGAGUGCGACGCCAUGACAAAUGCAACUUUCACGAACACAUCCACGCUCAUUCUGAGGCGGUUCGACAUAAGCCAGAUGUUUGCAAUGUCGGUGCAGAUACGCACGGUAGCUAGCAGUACUCUGCUGCUGUAUUCCAGUCAACUGCAACAGGAGGCAGGUGGUGAUUACAUCGCCAUCUUCAUUGCGGACGGGCGUGUCACCUUUGAGAUGUCAUCCAAUGGAGAAGUGAGAAGAGCAAUGGCCAGGAGUCAAGUGGAUGACAGCCAGUGGCAUUUGAUACAACUAGUUUUCAUGGUGGAUAGAAUCGAGUUGACCCUGGAUGGCUGCUCAUCAUCAGCUGCAGCUCUUGACCCUACACUGUGCACAGACAGCAUCGCCUUAUCAGCAACAUACAGAUUUGCUCAUCUAGAGUCACCCGUAUUCAUUGGACGCAUCCCGGACAAGUAUCUUCGGUACCUGCACGUUUGGCAAGCGCGUCCUAGCGCGCUCAACAACAACUACCUCGGUUGCCUACGUCAGUUGCGACUCGGCGGUGCGACAACACCAGCUCUCAACUUAAUCGAGAACUCGGGACCGGCUGCUGGCCUGGUGCUGGGCAGGAACAACAUCAGACCCGGCUGCAGCUAUCUGACAUCGGCGUGCGAGCAGGGUGUUGCGUGUGGCAUCGAGCGCUGCAGGACCAACGCUGCGCCGGUGAACUGCAGCAGCAUCGGAGAGUGCAGUACACAGUAUGACCCGGUGUCCAGGUUCUAUGAACCUCAGUGUCUUUGCCCAGUCGGGUACGUCACGGCUCGGCAAUGCCAGCAAGAAACACCCAGGGCUACAUUCACACUUGGAACCAGCAUUCGCUAUCAGCUAAACACAGCCACUCUGCCAGCGUUGCCGGAGCGCUCACGUCGCCAAACACCGGCAGCCACAGCAGCAGCAUCAGUCGCAGCCUCUGCACUGUACGAACAGGUACACACAACACUCGACGCGAAGCUGCGGACGUUUGCGCUCGGAGGCCUGAUCUUCAAAGUCAACUCCAGCAACUCUUCACUGACCUUGCAGCUGUCUCGAGGUCACCUGCUCGCACAGAUGAAGCUAGGGUCGGCGGCCGCAGUACACAGCGAAACACCAUUGCCCAUCAACGACGGUACAUGGUACACAGCCCGCGUUGCACGCAUCGGAACGUGGCUAUCACUGAUCGUCACCAGCGAUGCUGAACCGACACUACGAUGGCAGGCCAGCGCAACGUCAAGUGGCACGGACACUCUGCUGCGUGUUGACGCCAGAUCAAUCUUUGUUAGCGACCAACACGCUGGCUACGAUGGAUGCCUGACAGAUCUGCGUUGGGAUGGCCUUGAAAUUCCGCUCAUUGCCAAACGCAACCUGCACUUCUCCGUCCUCUCCAAUACUGUGGGUAGUGGGAGCAGCCUGACGAACGGCGGCUGCGAGAUUGAACAAUGUCAGAACAAUGGCACGCUGACCGCGCUAACGCGCAACGGUGUGCGUGCCAUCUGCAGCUGCCUGAGCGGUUUCAGCGGCGAGCGCUGCGAACAGGACGUGGAUGAGUGUAGCAGUGGGCCGUGCCCUGCAGCCGCUGUACUCUGCCAGGAUCUGGUGAACGGAUAUCGCUGCGUGUACGGCAACGCGCCGCUGCAGGGCAACGAGAGCGCCUCGGACAGCGUGAGCAUCGUGCUCAUAUCCCUGCUGGUCAUCGUCGUCGUCAUCAGCUUCACGGCAAUGCUGCUGCGACACUACUCCACACGCAAGAUACGCCGCCUGCAGCACAAGUCCAUGGUGGACCACGUCAUCACCAACUACACGGCUACCACAACCGUGGGAUUGCCAUCGCAGGACGUGGUGCGCCACCAGGACACACGGGGUGGUGCGGCCGGUAACGUGAUGCAGUACGGCGAGGAGGGCGGUGGUCAGCUGGACAUAGCCAGCGUGCACAUUGACUACGAGCAGCUGUUCCGCGCCGACAGUGCCGAUCAACUGGAGUACGACUACGAUGACGAUGAUGAUGGUGCGGACACGAUGGCACGCGGCAACCUGUGUGCCAGUAGCAUUCCCCAAGUACUCGGCAACCGACUGCUGGACUCGAGCAGCCGAUCGACGCUGAAGGUGCUGGACACUCCAGACAUUGGCAGCGGCCUGUCACACGACGCCAAGUCUUUCAUAGACCAUAGCACGCUGAGCAUAGACAAGGAACCCGCGCCGCCGCCGCAAUCGGGUUACGAGACAUUGGACGGCGAAGACGACGAGCUGGUGGCUGUGUUGGCCACUGGCUAUGCGUACUGUCAGCCGGCAGAUGAGGUGGACCUCUACCUUGGCCGCCGGUUGCAACACCUGAUCGAGGACGACGCAGCUCUGGACGUACCAAUACCGUUUGAAGACGAGGGCGAGUGCGCAGAACAGAUGAGCAUAAGUAACUGGUCCGGAGCAGACGAUGACAUCCUUGAUGAGAUCAGCACCGUUAGUGACAGCAGCAGCAGUGGCAGCAACUAUCGCCGUAGAAGCAGCGAUGCACACACGACCAACAGCGGCCCAAUGAGCACCGACACAGAUCUCCUUGGUGAUUUCUACGACGACACAUUGGAUGGCGGAGGGAGCGUGUCAACGGCAACGACAAACGUAUCAACCCUGGUACCCUUGGAACAGAGAUAUCGACUGACGUUCAUGAACAUCUAGAUCAUGCAAUGACUUCAUUGAUCACACCUCGUUCUGGACAUCAACAUAUACAAAUUCAGUACAGUAGGACCCCGAGCUGAUCACAGCAUCAGCCUGGUAAAUCAUUCAAAGCGGCAGCGCAAUAUUUUCGUUACAACUUGAUCACGAUCCCGUUCUGAUGCUUGCAAUUGUUUGUCGCAUGCGCAUUACUGGUUUCUAAAAGUACAUUUUAAUUACCAGUAAACGGGUUCUUGCUUUUGCAUUUCAAACAUGACCGUCGAAUGGCAUACAGCCAGACCUAACUGCAUACCGGUAUUCUCAUUGCUAGGGCAAGCAUUAGUCAUGAUGGAUAACAUAAAAUAGGAUACAGGCGCGCAGUACAUGUAACCGUGCGCUAUUAUUUAUUUUCAUGCUAAUUCUGCUAUCACUAUACUUUCGACUUGGACGCAGGAUUCCCACUGCAUGACCUCA